UAAAUCCGCGGAGCUGAGCCGGCUGGCUUCGGUUCCCUCAGUCGGAGCUGCUGCCAUGGCGAGCGGGGUGGCCGUCUGCGUUCUUUUGGUGCUGGCUCUCUCCGGGGGCAGCGGCGCUGCAGAAACCGAAGAAGUGGCCGUUGGCGAACUGGAUGGGGAAGUGUCCCUACGAUGCUGGAAUGCCUCUUCUCAAGUCUUGGUGGUCCAGUGGUUUCAAGGCCAGCCGGGUAAAGUUCCCAUGCUCUUCUCCUCGGAUGGAAAGUUGCCUUCAGACAGUCGCUUUUCCCUGGUGGAAAACAGCUCCCUGCAUAUUUCGGGGCUGCGUUGGGAAGAUGAAGGUCAUUACGUGUGCAGGGAGAUCCUCGCUGAGUCCAACCAUACCCACAGGAUCCAGUUACGGAUGGCCAGUGGACCAGACCGGAUGGAGGUCAGCAUAUCACCCACCGGGACAUUGCCAAAUGGCACGCUUUACGCCCGAAGAUACGACAUCUUGAACUUCACCUGCAGCAGUGACUCCAGGCCUGAUUCGGCCACUAAGUGGGAUUUUAACCCCCUUGGCUCUGCGCAGGAACCCUUCACCAAGGUUAACAGCUCGCAGAGUUAUUUCGUGCUAGAGAACAUUGCGCCCAACUACCAAGGGAAUUACUCGUGCCUGGCCACCAACUUGUUGAGCCAACGUCAGAAGUCCGUCGUCCGCGAACUCCUGGUCUACUAUCCCCCACCAUUGUCACCGAAAUGCUGGGCCAAGACUUCCAUGGAAAAUUCUCAGGAGGUUCAACUGUCCUGCAGUUGGCCCGGGGGCUACCCACUCCCUACGCUCCAGUGGAUCAACCCAGAGGAUCUAGUCAUGGAUUCCAACACUACCCAUCCAGCCAACGCUACUGUGGUGUCUCUGCAAGGAUCCCGCCAGCUUUGGGGCAAGGAUUUUAUCUGUCGUGGGAACCAUAUUGCCAAUGAGAUGGACAACCGGAACUGCAGCUUGCGCUUGGAGAGGCCCAUGGUCAUGUCCAACCCAAUGAAGAGCUGCUUUGUGGGGAGAUCCGUAGAGAUGACUUGUGAACUGACCGCUGGCAACCCACUUGCGAGGAUCACCUGGCUGCGCAACCUCUCCAAGGCGGAGGUAGAGAUCCGGUCGGGUGGGAGGUUUCUCGUCAGCCAAAAGGACAAGGUCUCCACCCUUGUCAUCCAGAACUGCUCCACCAGCAGAGACCAAGGGUACUACAUCUGCAAGGCAAAGAACCCCCUAGGCCUGCGGGAAGUGUUCGUCCACCUGAAGGUGACAGAGCCUGUGAACAUUGCUGGAAUUGUGGGAUCUGUUGUAGUCCUUUUAUUGUUGGGAGUUUUGGUCUUUUCUGGAAUCCUUCUCUACGCAGGACCUCAGGUGUGCCUCAAAGUGAACGUGCUUCGGAAUCAAGACGAAGGGGACAUCCUUGAACUUAUAGACUCAGACGAAGAAGACCUGUAUUUGGAGUCCACCAGCGAACCAACGUUACAUCAGACGGAAGGGAUAGGGAACGGAUGUUCUACCAGAUCAACUGAAAGCUCAUUUCCAGGAACGUCCAUCUCCCUGGAGGAAAUCCAGAGGUCCCAACCCACGUCGUAGAGCGGAUCAUCUCUUCCUUUAUGCUU
Thamnophis elegans (Western terrestrial garter snake) is the source of this 1629-nucleotide messenger RNA. It is a transcript of the gene VSIG10, whose product is annotated as V-set and immunoglobulin domain containing 10. Gene Ontology annotation, cellular component: cell-cell junction. The transcript has 9 exons. Gene Ontology annotation, molecular function: cell adhesion molecule binding. The coding region runs from base 56 to 1603 and encodes 515 amino acids. The record is from RefSeq and is a predicted model, not a curated record. Gene Ontology annotation, biological process: cell-cell adhesion. NCBI's taxonomy places the organism in Eukaryota, Metazoa, Chordata, Lepidosauria, Squamata, Natricidae.